GUUGCAAUCUCCACUCAUCUCGACUCACGCCCCUAAACGGAAGCAAAGUACGUCGCCUGCUUACAACGCUCAUUACCCCUUAGCACGGAAAGUGUCCAUCCUAGCAAGCACAGCAAGCCGCCCGAGAUGGCCCCUAAGAAAAAGGACAAACAGCACAAGUUUCCAUACAAGCAGAAGCAGUUGGAGGAGGCGGGGCUUGUGGGCGAAGGCCUAUCCGAAGAGGUCCGAGAAAUUAUAGAGGACAUGAGAGAGCGCCCAAUCAUGUACUUGGGCGCGACCUUGGACCAGCUCAAGUCUACCAACGAGCACGCCCUCUUUUGGGAAAAGAUCGCCGCCGUACGCACGCAUCCAGAGACACUGUCAACCACCACCGACGGCUCGCCCUACGCCGUCUCAGAAUACGAGAAAUGGUUCUACUAUCACGGAAACAGCAACACGCUCGUCUACCGCUCCGACCUACACACCAAUCCCUUCCCCGACCCUUCGCCCGGUGCGCGGCCCCCCCAGAGACGCUUCGACCACUUCAGCUGGCACAUGCAUCCGGCGUUGCACGAUGCGUGGAAUGCCCCGGCGCGAGUGCACCAUCAGGUCAGCGAAGCGCUCAAAGCCCGAGGCAUCACGUUUUACGACGCGUGCCUCUAUCGCGUUCGCGAGGGCGACGAGGACGAGGACGUGUGGCCAGCGCCUCAGGGCCGGCCAAUCGUCUGGGUCCUCAUGCCCCCGGGGGCUGUUACGGCGGAGGUGGCGCACGAGGUGAGCGAGGAGAUCUUCGCGCUCCUGGAGAAGCAAGGGAUUGCGCGGGGUGAUCUGGAGGUCGAGUGGGCGGAAGGGCAUAUGCGGAUGUGGGGCGCGUAUACGAACUACGUGUCGUUGGAAAAGAAGUAGGGAGCGGAUUAUGGUAUCCGGGAGCACACCUGUCUCUUGGGAUGAACAGACAAUACUUUCGGUACUGACCCACGUGCAUUGUGAGCCUUGCCCGAUGGGGUCUGCCGCGGAAUAUCCAAUUCAGCCCUUAAUCUCCCAUGCCCCUAAUCGAGAGAAUGAAGGAGAGCGA
Molecule: messenger RNA, 1054 nt
Organism: Schizophyllum commune H4-8
Lineage: Eukaryota; Fungi; Basidiomycota; Agaricomycetes; Agaricales; Schizophyllaceae
Exons: 4
Coding region: 127-885 (252 amino acids)
Source: RefSeq, a predicted model, not a curated record